AUGAAUUCUUGCAGAGUGGCGCUCAGACGGGCUGGCCAUGGCCAUGUUCGAUGGUCAUCCCAGCAAGGUUUCACUGCCCGGCGUCAAUGGCCACGAUAUAACAGCGGCACUUCUCAAGACAGAAGUCGUAGGCAUGGCGGAAAUGCUUUCGCGCAGGCAGCCGUUUAUGCUGGUGUUUUCGGGCUGGCAGCUGCGGGAGCCUACUACUAUCCCAAGCUCAAGGAGAGUUUCUCACCCGACGAGGCAUCCAUCGAGCCCUCCCGAGCCCAACCAAAGUUUGAAAAGUCCCGCAAGAAAGCCGUGUCCAAGGAAGAUAACAGGGAUAUCAUCAGCUCUCAGCACUUGCAAGUCAAGAAUAGCUGGGAGCGUCCGGGAGUCUAUGCCUGGGGUUCAAACAGCGGCAAGGUGAUCGACCAGGACUCCAACGAGAAGUACGUCAAGCUUCCCCGGCGAAUCUCCUUCUUCAACGACCAAAUUCUCAGGGACUUGAAGCUCACUCGGAGUUUCGGGGCUGCCGUAAAUGAGAAGGGCGACUUGAUUCAAUGGGGACUGGGCUUUUCAGGCAGUGACCCGAGGCCGGUGACUACACUUACGGGCAAGGAUCUAGCCAAGAUCCAAGUAUCCAAUGAUCGCAUCAUUGCCCUGUCCCGAAACGGUGACGUAUACUCGAUUCCAUCAUCAAGGGACGACCUGGAAGGCGGUGUGAAAGAGACUAGGCAAAAGAGCUCCUGGUCGUUAUGGAGCUCUGCCGGCAAGGAAGCCGUCAAUUUCCGCAAUCUCACACCAAGUGGCCUGAGCUGGGGCGAGAGGAUUACUGACAUCAGCAGCGGACUUGAGCACUGCAUCAUGUUGACCUCGAAGGGACGCGUCUUCACUGCUGCCUCCAGCGCUAUCGCGUAUCCGUCCAAGGGCCAGCUGGGAAUUGCAGGCCUUACUUGGGAGACCCGACCGAAAGGCCCGUACGACCAGCCUCAUGAACUCCUGUCGCUAAAGGGCUUCGAAGCGACGGCUAUUGCUGCAGGAGACCGUCAUUCGGUGAUUUUGGACAAGCUUGGCAGAAUCUUCUCGUUUGGUGACAACACAUUCGGCCAGCUCGGAUUCACCAUCGACUCUGGCUUGCCCUACGCGACUACUCCAGCCAUGGUUUCUGUCGACAAGUUGUAUGCUGCCUCAGGAAUGGUACCGAGGGUCACAUCUAUCAAAGCCGGAGGCGACAACACCUUCUUCACGGUUGAUGCGGGCGCGCCCACUGCGGCGAGUGAAUCUCAGAGCAUGGCUCCAGCCAAGCGGAUGCCAGGAACGACGUCGGAUCUGUGGGCUUGUGGCCAGGGUGUUGCAGGCACGCUAGGUACUGGCAAGUGGACUCACGUUUCUACCGCGCCUGCAAAGAUCAAAGCGCUUUCGUCUCUCUUUGAGUUUGACGAGGAGACAAAUAAGAACGUGCCGAUAAAGUUGAAGGCACUCAGCGUUGGAAGCACGCACUGCGCUGCAGUGAUGGACAACAUUACGAAAACGGACACGUCAAGUAAGGGAACGGAAAAUGAGACGAACUGGGGUGCUGAUGUUUUGUUCUGGGGCGGCAAUGAAUACUACCAGCUGGGCACCGGAAAAAGGACCAAUAUGAAUACGCCAACAUAUAUCGGACCCUUGGACGGCGGCGAGGGCGAUGCAAACAGAGGAAGGGAGGGAGAAGUACAUCGCCUCUGCCUAACUCCAAAACAGACGGUCCGUAUAGGCGAGGGUGGAAGGGGCCGCAAGGUCACGCUGGAGCAAAAGGUGGAAUGCGGUCGGCUGGUUACCGGUGUGUAUUCGGCGGUAUAA
Molecule: messenger RNA, 1821 nt
Organism: Metarhizium album ARSEF 1941
Lineage: Eukaryota; Fungi; Ascomycota; Sordariomycetes; Hypocreales; Clavicipitaceae
Product: rRNA processing protein
Exons: 1
Coding region: 1-1821 (606 amino acids)
Biological process (GO): mitochondrial respiratory chain complex III assembly
Cellular component (GO): mitochondrial inner membrane
Source: RefSeq, a predicted model, not a curated record